AUGAUCUUCCAGGCUCGAGCUCGCUGUCCCUCCAUCUUCAAAUCGUCUUGGCCCAGAUCCGCAAUUACAACAACAUCAAUCCUGUCCGGCCACCGCAGAAACCCACACAAUACCCCACUCCUUUCUACAUCACAUUGGCUCCUCUCAACCGCCAAUGCCUCAAUGCACAAAGAUCUCCAGACGCCCCCCUUGGAAAGCCACUCUAAUUAUAGGCUCCAAGAGCGCGCCGAAAAAGCCCAAGAUUCUGAUGGGUUCCUGGGCCAAAACGGCACAACUGGUGGUUCGACCAAAAUCGAUCGGGAUGGAAGGAUCGCCCCCUCGUCUCACGAGGAAGCCGAGAGGCUCUUUAAUCAUCCUCUGGAGGACGGAAUCGUUGCAGAAGCAUUCAACAAUCAUGAAUAUUUAGACACCAAACGCAUCGUCGAUCCCACGCUCCAGACGCUCCAGAAGAUGGCCCGCGAGUGGACGCCCGACAAAUACCUGGCUCCUUCUACUUCCCUCGUUGCAACAUCGACCGGUGGCAAAUCGCGACUCUUGAAGGAGCUGUCGAGGCGCACAUGCGUCGUCUAUAUCUGUCUCCGGCCCAAAGACGCGACCGGUUAUCCGCCCCGAUCCGAAUAUCCUGCGGGCGUGCUUCUCGAUUCCAAGUGUCCAACCCUGCAAACUCGAUACGAAGAGCUGCUGUGUGCUAUCUUGCAUACUGUGGCCGAUUACUUUUCGGCUCAAGAACCGGGGAGUAGACAAGAAAGAUUGGAGCGAUGGAUGCUCCAUAGCUUUCCACAUGCCAAUCGAUCUGGCGACCCACCCUUUUGGACGGAGGUGGCGACGAAGAUGAACGAGAUCUCCAGCAGAUCGGCUCGUCUGACUGCCUACGAGAAGGAUGCCCAGCUUUGGGAGGCAUUAAACAGGAUGAAAGAGAGCACCCAGUUCAUUGGACAAGACGAUCUCCGAGUGCUCUUGGCGAUCGACGAAGCCAGCGAAUUGUUUGCGAGUUAUAGCUCUUCCCCAGAUCUGUCGUUCUUGAGCAUUUUCCAGGGGGCUCUUCAGAGGAUACCAUCCCAUUCGAGCGAGUUUUUCUCCAUCCUUGCAGAUACCAAAUCUCUUCUUUCAACUUUCCAUCCUACCUCACCCUAUUAUAUCAAUCAUCCCUAUUACAGGAUUGGCAAGCACAAGCACAAAAAGCUUUUCGAUCCCAUAUACGAAAUUCCUACCUUUGAUCUACACGUUACAGAUCCGCCCACAGAUCAACAACAGUUGCAAUCCGCAUUUAGGCUCUUAUCUUACGGCUCCCCCUUUUGGCGGGCGUAUGCCAAUGAAGCCAAGAGGAAGGGACUUGCGGACGAUGAGAUCAUCCAAGGCUUGACCCAAUACACUCUUCAAAAGCUUCUGUCCACGAGUGGCCAGUCGGUUCCAGCCGGCUCCCUGAGCGAUUCCCAAGUGUUUGGAUUGCUUGGGUCGACCAUACAGCCAUCAACCUUAGGAGCUUCAUAUCUGAAUGCCAAGCUCAUUUCAAGCCAUGGCGCGCAAUGUGUCCACCUCGACCCCUCUCAACUCGAGCUCAUCAGUGGAUAUCCCUCCCAAUUCAUCUUGUCUUCGGCAGCCAAUCAGUACCUGGCCUCUGAUGAAGCCAGGCUGAUCCGGUGCAUCCAAGUGCUUGCCUCUAUCAACCGCCAACGCUUGUUUGGUCUCAGCGAUGUUGAUAGACUAGUGAGCCGGAUCAUCCUGCUCCGGGCGAUGCAAAUCACCAUCCAAAACACACCACCACCACCACCACCCCCAGUUGUAGGGCCGGAUUCGGAGAGACUGAUCACCAUGCCAUUCGGCCAUUCAGUUCGAUUGGUAGACUUCUUACAGACUUUCACGGGCUGGGACCAAGAACACCUUGAGCUCGGUUCAAUCGACAAGGAGAAUAAAGAGAGACUCUUGGCUGAAGCACAUCUUUUCUGGAACCACUUCAUCUCCAUCGAUCACACACCAUCAUCAGCGGGCCUGUUACGCCAAUUAUAUCGAGGAUCGGCGGUCACUUGCAGACACCAUCAGCCUAGCUUUGAUCAACUCUUUACAAUCUACCUUCGCUCCGAGUCCGGCCCGACGACAGCUCUUAUCGGUGAGAAACAGAUCACGUUUGGCGCGGUUUGUGUGUCUAACUCGAGCGACGAUGAGUCGGUAGCUCAGGCUUCAUACCAAUGGACACCCGCCCAUGCGGGCAUUAAGCCGCAAGAACAUCGACACCCCUAUCUUGUCCUCAACUUCCGGCUCAAUGAGGCCAGCUCCUCAACCAAGCCUCCCAACUCCCCAUCCGCAUCAUCUCCUCAUAUCGUCCCUAUCCCAAACGGAAAAGCUUCCAAAAAUCAGGCCCGUAGACGCGCCGGUUUGGCGUUCUAUGGGCUCAAGGCGUUUCCCUUCCUGAACCAAGAUCUGCGCGAAGCGUUGCAGGAAUUGUUGGAUUCAGAGGCGUCCUUCCGGUCCCUUAUCUCAGAUAAUUCUUCUGAUCUUUAUCGGAAAUUCGUCCUGAAAACUUCUCCGGGAGUGUACCCUUCCUCUUCUUCAUCCAAGUAAACAUGUCCAAUAACCCUCAGCUAUGUAUUGCGUUAUACACCUUAUGUUUUCUACACACCAAAAUGCAAGAUGUAACAGAUCCUACAAAUCAUUUUACCCUAUCAGGUUUUUUUUUUCUUUUCGUUGCUUGUUUUCUGAUCCCGCUUUGAUCAACUUGCUAUUGCUAUUUGUUAUUUUUUUUUUUGGCGUUGAUUGUUAUUUCAGGCUGAGAAGUGAGAGAGAG
This is a messenger RNA of Puccinia graminis f. sp. tritici CRL 75-36-700-3, 2782 nucleotides long. RefSeq lists its product as uncharacterized. NCBI's taxonomy places the organism in Eukaryota, Fungi, Basidiomycota, Pucciniomycetes, Pucciniales, Pucciniaceae. Bases 1 to 2559 code for a protein of 852 amino acids. The transcript is spliced from 2 exons. The record is from RefSeq and is a predicted model, not a curated record.